Diorhabda carinulata is the source of this 1129-nucleotide messenger RNA. Its product is annotated as carbonic anhydrase 1-like. Lineage: Eukaryota; Metazoa; Arthropoda; Insecta; Coleoptera; Chrysomelidae. Bases 165 to 1118 code for a protein of 317 amino acids. The transcript is spliced from 7 exons. Gene Ontology annotation, cellular component: cytoplasm. The record is from RefSeq and is a predicted model, not a curated record. Gene Ontology annotation, molecular function: carbonate dehydratase activity; zinc ion binding.
UAACAAUCAACCUUCUUUAUAAGCGACGCCCAUGGUCACUGUUACUAUAUGUGACAAAUAUUGAGGUUUCGCUGUAAUAACUGACGUUCAUUCACGUUCCAGAUUCAGCGAAGUGCCGCCGAUAAGGAAUCUUGAAAAUUUUGUCAAAUAUACAUUUCAUAGAAAUGAGUGAAAUUACUUUUAAACUACAGUUAAUCCAAUUCGUGAUUUACAGUGUGUUAUUUACUUAUCAGCUAGGUCAUGGUCAAGAUUUUGGUUAUGAAGGAACUAUCGGUCCUGACUUUUGGGGUAUAAAAUAUCGUGGAUGUAAUGGAGGAAAACUACAGAGUCCGAUAGACAUUGAAAUAAAUAAUGUUAAAAACGUCAGCUAUCCACCGCUUAUAUUCAAACAUUUUGACGAACCAUUAGAAACGGUCAAAUUGGUCAACAAUGGUCACACUGUGCAGCUAUCAAUUCAGCAAGGUAAUAUACCAAGUAUCGGCGGAGGUCCUCUCAACAGCACUUACAAUUUUUAUCAACUCCACUUUCACUGGGGCAAAAACGAUAGCGAAGGAUCGGAAAAUUUGAUAAACAACCACAGCUUUCCUCUAGAAUUACAUAUAGUUUUUUAUAAGACUGACUAUGGUAACUUCAGUAAUGCUCUCGGAAAUGAUGAUGGACUAACGGUAUUAUCUUUUUUGUACAACAAAACGGAUGAAGAGAAUAAGAAAUACUAUCAAUUUGAGAAAGAUUUACCUCUAGUUGAAAAUUUCACAGCUAGUAUAGAUAUCAUUAAUUUCGACUCAUUGGACGAUUUCACUACAACUGACAGAACUGCCUAUUUCACUUACCACGGAUCCUUAACAACACCGCCGUGCUCUGAAGUUGUUACUUGGAUAGAAUUUGCGAACACCAUACCACUAUCACACGAGCAAAUACAGGAAUUUCGGUUGCUCUCUACUUAUGGAGGAAGACUGAAUCACAAUUUCAGACCUAUUCAAGCAACUAAUGACAGAGUAAUAUACAUGAACGUUCCACAAAAAUCGUCGUCAUCAUCUAACUAUGAAAAUCAAACUAAUUUGUUAUUAAUAUUAUUUUUAUUUCAAAUGUAUAUUUACUUUUAUCGAAUGAAAUCGUAAUUAUUGAUCAA